Molecule: messenger RNA, 381 nt
Organism: Torulaspora delbrueckii
Lineage: Eukaryota; Fungi; Ascomycota; Saccharomycetes; Saccharomycetales; Saccharomycetaceae
Product: 60S ribosomal protein eL34
Exons: 2
Coding region: 1-381 (126 amino acids)
Biological process (GO): translation
Cellular component (GO): ribosome
Molecular function (GO): structural constituent of ribosome
Source: RefSeq, a predicted model, not a curated record
AUGGCUCAACGUGUUACUUACAGAAGAAGAAAUCCAUACAACACCCGUUCCAACAAGAUCAAGGUUGUUAAGACCCCAGGUGGUAUCUUGCGUGCCCAACACGUCAAGAAGCUAGCUUCCAGACCAAAGUGUGGUGACUGUGGUGCAGCUCUACAAGGUAUUGCUACCGCUAGACCAAGACAAUACGCUACUCUAUCCAAGACCCACAAGACCGUUUCCAGAGCUUACGGUGGUUCCAGAUGUGCCAACUGUGUCAAGGAAAGAAUCGUUAGAGCUUUCUUGAUCGAAGAACAAAAGAUCGUUAAGAAGGUCGUUAAGGAGCAAACCGAAGCUGCCAAGAAGGAUGCUUCCAAGUCCAAGAAGUCCAGCAAGAAGAACUAA